Microsporum canis CBS 113480 is the source of this 1233-nucleotide messenger RNA. RefSeq lists its product as hypothetical. The coding region runs from base 1 to 1233 and encodes 410 amino acids. The record is from RefSeq and is a predicted model, not a curated record. The transcript has 2 exons. Gene Ontology annotation, molecular function: metallopeptidase activity. Lineage: Eukaryota; Fungi; Ascomycota; Eurotiomycetes; Onygenales; Arthrodermataceae.
AUGGAUUUUUUUUUCUCCUUUGCUUUGGUAGCUAUUACCCUCACUUUUCCAGGCGUUCUAGGAGGAAAUCAAGCAUGGGAAACCUCUAUCAAACUUGGGGGUGUCCAGAGCCCCUUGGAUUCGGCUCUGCCAGUCGAUAACACGACGGUGAUAGCAGAUCUUCAUCGCGCAAAGCGAGCACUUAGCAUCGUUCCAGGAUCUGGGAAUGCUGACAGGCAUAUAUGGCCUAAUAUGAAUAUCCCAUACUGUUUUGAACACAAAAGUUGGCCCGAUAGGGGUGGGAAGUCGACAAAGGAGAUUUUAUUCAACGAUUUGGUAGAGGCGCGAGAUUUAUGGUAUCAACAAGGCCUCCCUGAGUCGUUCAAAUGGACUGAAUUGAAUGAUUACGCCUGCAGUAGUAGUCAGAGGAGCGAUUACUUACUCAUACAAUUUAAUACGGAGGGAAGGCUGAGUUCUACCGUUGGAAAACCACCGAUUGAUUCUCUUAACCCUGGGCCAAGGAUGCUUCUCAGCGAUUCUGUCGAAGUUGGGAUGCUUAAUGUGGUUGCUAAUUAUGCACAUGAAAUGGGGCUUGGUAGACAUAUACUGAUAGUUCGAUGUCCAUGGCAGCAUGUAUGGGGGUUAUACCAUGAGCAUCAAAACCAAGCGUACUGGGGAUCACCAUACUCCGCCUCUGGUGGAAGCGUAUUUGGAAUGAACAACUUUCACUGUGAAAAUCUAAACGACUACGAAGCGACUGUUGCUCGGGUUACAAAUGCAUAUCCCGCAUGGCAAGUUGGCAAUAUAGUGAGGGACUUUUGUAGAUUCAGGGCCAAUGCCGAGGACGUCCGGUUCUCAGCCAGCGACUACCUGCCAUGGGUAAACACUCAAGUUCUGGCAGACUCAAACACGAAUAUUGACUGGGACUCGAUCAUGAUAUAUCCCAGCGGUGCGGGCGGAAAAGGCUCUGCAUCCCCCGGCAAUGAUCAGCGUAUGGCAGUUCUCACAAAACCUAAUGGAGACCUUAUUCCCAUCAAUUUGAAGCCAAGCGCUAGGGAUAUUGCUGCGUUAAAAAAGUUAUACUCAUACAAAUCAUCGGUGGUGUUGAAUUUCCUUGGGAGCUCGAAGAAUAAGUUGAAACAAAAAUUUGACAAGAUAAGGAAGAAAGACCCGGAUAACAUAUGUAAUGUGUCCGCAACAACAAUGCCCAUGACGACUCCUACGACGGUACCUCAAACGACGAGACACAUCUAG